GAUGCGGAUGGCGUCACCUCCCAUUUCCUUUUUCUCUCCCGUUUUCCUUUUCCCAGAAAUCAGGGGAGCUGGUUGCUGUGAAGGUCUUUAAUAACGCCAGCUACCUCCGGCCCCAGGAGGUCCAAAUGAGAGAGUUCGAGAUGCUGAGGAAGCUGAACCAUAAAAACAUUGUCAAGUUAUUUGCUGUGGAGGAGAUGGGCAGCAGCAAGCAGAAGGUGCUGGUGAUGGAGUACUGCUCGAGCGGCAGCUUGCUGAACGUGCUGGAAGACCCGGCGAACGCCUUCGGCUUGGCUGAGUCCGAGUUCCUCAUCGUGCUGCAGUGCGUGGUGGCAGGGAUGAACCACCUCCGUGAGAACGGCGUUGUCCACAGGGACAUCAAACCCGGCAACAUCAUGCGGCUGAUGGGGGAAGACGGGCAGAGCAUCUAUAAACUGACGGAUUUUGGGGCCGCCCGAGAGCUGGAUGAUGAUGAAAAGUUUGUGUCCGUCUACGGGACGGAGGAAUAUCUCCACCCAGACAUGUACGAGCGAGCGGUCCUGCGCAAGCCACAGCAGAAGGCGUACGGCGUCACCGUCGACCUCUGGAGCAUUGGUGUCACCUUCUACCACGCUGCCACCGGCAGUCUCCCCUUCGUCCCCUUUGGGGGACCUCGCAAGAACAAGGAGAUCAUGUAUAAAAUUACCACUGAGAAGCCUCCCGGAGCCAUUGCCGGGGUGCAGAGGCAGGAGAAUGGGAGCAUCGAGUGGAGCUACGAGCUGCCCGUCACCUGCCAGCUCUCCGCGGGGCUGAAGGACCAGCUGAUACCCAUUUUGGCUAACAUCCUGGAGGUGGAUCAGGAGAAAUGUUGGGGAUUUGACCAGUUUUUCGCAGAAACCAAUGACAUUUUGCACAGGAUUGUGGUUGAUGUCUUCUCCCUGCAGCAGGCUUCCUUGCAUCGCAUCUACAUCCACGCCUACAACACUACCACCAAGUUUUUAGACGCUGUCUUCAAGCAAACAAAUAUAGUCCCUCACCAUCAAGAAUAUUUCUUUGAAGGUCAUCUGUAUGAGUUGGAUCCUAAUCUACAAGCUCAUAAUUUCUGCAAAACCACAGAGCACAACCCUCUGACCUUGCUGAGCUCCGCUGAGCAACCAGAAGACGUGGUAGGAGUCAGAUACAGAGACCCGGCACUUGAGUUUCCCAAGUUUGUCCCCAAGGUGGAUGUGGUGGCCGAUUGCAGCGCAGCCAAGAGUGCGGUGGGUGCCGCGCACCAGACGCUGCGGAUCGCCCAGGCCCUGCGGCGCUGCCGGGAGCUGCUGGUGAGAGGUCUCCACUGGGUGAUCGGGAACCUGAAAACGGAGUGCUCGAGGAUUUUGGAGCAGAGGAGAGGGGCGCUCUCGGUGCUCAGCUGCCUGCAGCUCACUGAGGUGAAGACCCGCGUGCUGUACGAGGCUGUUCCUGCGGGCAGCAGGGUGCCGGCUCUGAAGGACGUGGCCGUGGUGAAGCCCAGGCUGCAGCGGGUCGCCGAGGAGCUCUCUCAGUGCUCCCACAACAUCUUUGACUUUCAAGGGGCUCUGGAUGGCAUUUUGUCCGAUCUGGUGAAGCACAGGCAACAAGUCCAUGAAGACAAAAGCAUCCGGCAGAUCGAGUGCUGCCUGGAGAAGAUGCAGCUGAUCUACAAGCAGUUCAAGAAGGCCAGGACCUGUCUGCGGCUGGGCUACAAUGAGGAACAAAUACACAAGCUGGAUAAGGUGAAUUUAGGGCAUCUGGCCAGGAAGGUCCUGUUGAUUUUCCAGGAGGACUGUGUCCAGCGGUACCAGGAGGCCCUGACGCUCCAUGGCAGCAGGAUGAGGAAAGUUUGUGAGAUAAAGAAGCAUUUGAAGAAGCUCAGCAACCGCAUCAGCGCCUGCAGCGUGGAGGCGAUGGAGUGCCAGGACAGCCUGCAGAGCGCUCUGGACAGGUUUCUGCAGACAGAAAAACGGAGUUUGGCCCCAGUUCUUCCCACGCCCUCCCUCGCCCACCUGAGCCAGGCACGCCAGGAGAUGGCUUUCCGGAUGCAGGAGCUCCUGGAGCAGCUGAAGUCGGUAACUUGUGAUCUCCAGUUCAACAACAGCAUCAUCGAGCGGUUAAGCGGGGCUGCCCCUACUCCUGGUAUUUGAGAGCCGUGGUGACUUUGCAGCAGGGAGCACUUACAGCACUUUGGGUCCAGAGCGAUGGAGACGUUUGACGCUCGUGUUUGAGGAGCUCUCUGUGUCCUACCUCUCCGCGCCAGCACUUUUGCACAGUUCACCAGCAUUAGCUUUGAGUGGCUUGCAAGCCUUGAGCCUUUGAAAGUUUGACCGAAAAAUGGGGUGGUUUUUAGG
Egretta garzetta (little egret) is the source of this 2342-nucleotide messenger RNA. It is a transcript of the gene IKBKE, whose product is annotated as inhibitor of nuclear factor kappa B kinase subunit epsilon. The transcript has 19 exons. Gene Ontology annotation, cellular component: cytoplasm. Bases 126 to 2138 code for a protein of 670 amino acids. Gene Ontology annotation, biological process: peptidyl-serine phosphorylation. Gene Ontology annotation, molecular function: protein serine/threonine kinase activity; ATP binding. The record is from RefSeq and is a predicted model, not a curated record. Lineage: Eukaryota; Metazoa; Chordata; Aves; Pelecaniformes; Ardeidae.